AUGACCACAGCAAUUUCAUUCCACGCGGCAUUCCUCGAAGACAUCCUCAAUCGUCAGACCAAAAGGCGAAGGACGAUAGACCCAGUGUAUGCAUUCCCACACCAACCACAAUUACAUACCAACAACCGUCCCGAGCCUUCGCCAGCUGGUAAAUCAGCUCCAGUGGACCUAGUGAGUAAAGACAAUGUGAUCAACUACGUGAAAGAAGAAGAGACCAUAAGGAACGAUUAUUGCGAUUGGUUCGCAAGGUCGGAAGAGAAUGAGUUCCCGAGUAAUUGGAUAUUAGGAGCGAGGGAUGAAGAGAUCUGUGAAGAAUAUCCAGCUCUUAAGAAACUCAUGAAUCUCAAAUCCUCCCUCGUCUCCACCCAUUCCCAUCCCGCUUUAUACCUACAACUUCCAUCCGACUCUCCCAAUGCAGUACAAAGCGGACUGGGCACCAACAAAUUCGAUGUCAUCUUGAUUAAUCCACUGGUGUCAUCUUGGGAACAAACAUCCAACUUACCUAUCCGUCAGAUAUCAUCCGAUCCAAGCUUCGUAUUCCUUUGGGUGGGAAAGGGGGAUAACGAAGGGUUGGAGAGGGGAAGAGAAUGUUUCGCGAAAUGGGGAUUUAGGAGGGCGGAAGAUAUAGUUUGGGUGAAGACGAAUAAACAAGACUCCUCUUCAAAGACAUAUACUCACGCUGCCGACGAAGAUCGUAAAAAUGCGAAUACAAAUCAAGAGCAAGAUGAAAAUUUAGGGUUGCAAAGUGUUACGAAAAGAAGAAAGAUCGAAAGCGGUUCAUUAUUCGCUAGUCAGAAGGAACACUGCCUAAUGGGUAUAAGGGGAACGGUCAGGAGAUCAACGGAUAUGAGAUUCGUACAUUGUAAUGUCGAUACCGAUGUGAUGAUUUGGGAAGGAGAUGACGAUCGCAAUUCUCCAGUAUUCCCACCAUAUCUCUACACCCUCAUCGAAAACUUCUGUCUCGGUACCAGACGACUGGAAUUAUUCCCCACAUCGCCCAACCCACGUAGAGGCUGGGUCACAGCCUCUACCACUCCCGUCUGUUCUAUCACGACAGAAGAGGUGGUCCCAUUCGAUCAUACGACUUACCCAGCGAUGAUAACAGAAUCAGAUGGUAGACCUGUGUUACCCUAUCAUACAGAGAUCGACUCCUUACGUCCUAAAUCACCUCAACGUCGUCCACGAAAUCUACCUGGUGGAAAUGGUGGAGGCAAUUUGACACCUAACAGUACAGGUAAUAGACCAAGUCCGAAUCCUAAUCCGACUUCUUCAGGCUUUAGAUCACAGAAUAGACAACGCCAACAACCUCAACAGCAACCCAAUAUGGGCAUGAGCAUGCAGGGCUAUAAUCCUUUCAACGGGCAGGUGAAUAAUCCUAUGAUGAACCCUAUGGGAAUGAUGGGCAUGGGCGUAGGUAUGGGUAUCAUGCCAUUCGCAAAUAAUCCUUAUGGCCAGAUGGGAAUGGGAAUCAAUAACGGACAACCUGGUAAUUUCGCUCAGAUACCUAUGGGUAUGCAAAUGCCCAUGCAAAUGCCUAUGGGAAUGGGAAUGGGGAUGGGGAUGGGGAUGGGGAUGGGGAUGAUGCCUUUUGGAGGAAGUGGGGGUGGAUUCGAUCCAAUGAAUAUGGGUGGAUUCAAUCCUCAACAAGGUCAAGGAAAUCAAAACCAGCAGAAUCAGGGUGGAAUGGGAUGGCAAGGCAGUUGGCAGUGA
This is a messenger RNA of Kwoniella botswanensis, 1710 nucleotides long. RefSeq lists its product as uncharacterized. Gene Ontology annotation, molecular function: mRNA binding. The record is from RefSeq and is a predicted model, not a curated record. Gene Ontology annotation, cellular component: RNA N6-methyladenosine methyltransferase complex; nucleus. Bases 1 to 1710 code for a protein of 569 amino acids. The transcript has 3 exons. Lineage: Eukaryota; Fungi; Basidiomycota; Tremellomycetes; Tremellales; Cryptococcaceae.